UCUAGACUCCCAGUGCCACUCCCAUGCUGUCAGCCCUAGAUCUGCUCUUUGUGCAUUAUCCACGGUGAUUGCAAUAACUUCAAUAUUCUUGUGCAACCUGAUGACAGUAAAGGCUACAGGAUUUCUGGCAUCCUCGACUUCGGGGACAUUGAACAGUGGCUACUACAUCUAUGAGCUGGCCAUCACCAUGAUGCACAUGAUGACAGUUUACCCCAAUCCCAUCGAGUAAUGGCAGCCCAGCAUGUCAAACCUAACUUCAGCCAGCCUCAGGUGGAUCAGGUGGUGAAAAGGCUCUUCAGGCUAACUCCAUCAGAAAUCCGCUCACUGCCGAGCUAUAAUGACCAGAACUUUUAUGUGGCAGCUGUCAAAGGUGGCGAGUUCGUCUUCAAGAUCAUGAACUCAGAGGACAGUAAGAACUCCAAUCUGAUCGAGAUGCAGACAUAUGCUAUGUCCUUCCUGCAGCAGAACGGACUUCCUGCCCAAACAGCGCUGCCCACCUCCUCAGGACAGCUCACGAGCCUUGAGGAAAUUGAUUGCGGCUAUGGCUGUCAGAAGUACCUGGUGCGCCUGUUGACUUACCUACCUGGAAUAACUAUUUCUAAGGCUCCUUUAACACCUCAGUUACUGUAUGAAACAGGCAAGACAGCAGCCAGAAUGGACCAAAUCCUACAGAAGAUGGAGCACCCUCAUCUUGAAGUGCUGCAGAGAGAGAAUUUCACCUGGAGUCUGUCAAAUAUUCCCCUCUUGAGAGAAUACAUCCAUGUGUUGGAUGGAGAUCCUCUACAGGAAGUUGUGAACUCUAUCAUUCAUCAGUUUACCGCUGUGGUUCCCAAAUGCUCCAAUUUCCGCAAGUGCAUUAUCCAUGGUGACUUCAAUGACCUCAAUAUUCUUGUGCAACCUGAUGACAGUAACGGAUACAGGAUCUCUGGCAUCCUUGACUUCGGGGACAUGAACAGUGGCUAUUACAUCUGUGAGCUGGCCAUCACCAUCACGCACAUGAUGACAGAACACCCUAAUCCCAUUGAGGUGGGUGGACCCAUCCUGGCGGGCUGGGAAAGUGUCCUUCCCUUGAACGAGGUGGAGAAAGACUGCCUCUAUUUGCUGGUGCUGUGCCGUUUAUGCCAGUUGUUAGUUUUAACUCGCAACUCUAUGAUGUCAUACCCAGAAAAUGAAGAGUAUCUGAUGAAUGUUUCCAAAGGAGGUGAUAAGACUCUCCAACAACUGUGGGAGCUGGGAAAGGUGCAGGUGGAGAGGGUGUGGUUUAAGAGCGCUGCUCAGUACAAUGGUGGAAAGUGAUAUAAGCCAUUUACAAAACAGGGUAUUUUGUGCCCUAGUAAGUGACAAUAUUACAUUGAUAAGGCAUGUUUGUUGUAUCUAUAAUGUCACGUUUGUCUUUUUACUGUUUACUGUUACUGAGAUUUACAUCUAACAUAAUGUAACCUACCAAUGCUUUUUAUUUCCUCUAAAACUUCUUAUUCCUUGUAAAGAAAAUUACUCGACUCUUGCAUCAUAUACUGUAUGUCUUACUGUAUGUAUUUUUUAUGAACCAUACUUCUGUGUAGGCUUAUGUUCUAAUUUGAUGCGACCUUAACUUCCUUUGUGUGUUAAAUGACUUGUUUGGGUCCAAAUAUGAACCA
Molecule: messenger RNA, 1637 nt
Organism: Cheilinus undulatus (humphead wrasse)
Lineage: Eukaryota; Metazoa; Chordata; Actinopteri; Labriformes; Labridae
Product: hydroxylysine kinase-like
Exons: 6
Coding region: 229-1296 (355 amino acids)
Molecular function (GO): amino acid kinase activity
Source: RefSeq, a predicted model, not a curated record